AUGGUGAUGACAGCUAGGCAAGCGUAUAUAACAGUUGGGGUCCUCUUUCUCAUCAAUCUUUUAAAUUACAUGGAUCGUUACACAUUAGCCGGUGUACUUCCGAUGAUUAAGAAGGCUUUCGGACUUGAUUUUGAAGUUGCUGGCCUGCUUCAGACUGUAUUCAUCGUUAGUUACAUGUCUUUGGCGCCAAUAUUCGGCUACUUAGGUGAUCGCUAUAACAGGAAAAUUAUAAUGGGUACUGGAAUACUUAUUUGGGCUGGGACAACAUUAGCUACUUCUUUUAAUGUAUGGUUAAUGCUGAUUAUUCGUGGAUGUGUCGGUAUUGGAGAAGCAAGCUAUUCUACUAUCGCACCCACUAUUAUUGCCGAUAUGUUUAGCGGUCAGCAAAGAACGAAAAUGCUAGCUUUUUUUUAUUUCGCCAUCCCGGUUGGAAGCGGAUUGGGCUAUGUUUCUGGUUCACAAAUCGCAGCAGCAACGAAAAGCUGGAGAUGGGCCUUUAGGAUAACUCCAGGGAUCGCAGUUGUAUUAUCAGGGUUUUGUUUCUUUGUAAUUACGGACCCUCCUAGAGGUCACUGCGAACAGGUGGCUCAAAAUACUGAAAAGUAUGAAGUUAAGGCCACAACUUGGAAAGCUGAUAUGAAAGCGUUACUUCGAAACAAAACGUAUGUUUGGACGACUAUUGGCUUCACGUGUGUUGCUUUUACUACCGGUGCGUUAGCGUUUUGGGCACCCACUUAUAUUACUUCAGCUGAGUUAGCUCAGGGAAUAACGUCUACCAGUAGUACUGGUUUGAUCUUUGGCGCAAUUACAUGUGCUGCUGGUAUUACUGGAGUUCUUAUCGGUGCAGAAUCUUCAAGAAGAUUUAGAAAUCGUAUACCAUAUGCUGAUGCUAUUAUAUGUGCAGUCGGUUUGCUAGCUUCUGCUCCAUUUGUAUAUGUUAGUUUAUUUUUGGCCGAAGUUAGUUUGCCUCUUGUGUGGGUACUGAUUUUUAUUGGUGAAGUUUUAAUUAACUUAAAUUGGACACCGAUAGCAGAUAUACUACUGUAUACUGUUCCCCCUGCAAGGCGGUCAACAGCGGAAGCAUUCCAAAUAUUAUUUUCCCAUUUAUUUGGGGACGCUGGAAGUCCAUAUCUAAUUGGUGCAAUUGCUGAUUCUAUCACAACCAAUAAAGAGCCAGCCUUUCAAGCUUUUGCGCUGAAGUACGCCUUAUCAAUCACAACUUUUGUAUGUGUACUUGGAGGAGCUGGAUUUUUGAUGGCUUCCUUUUCAUUAGAAAAAGACCGUAAGGAAGCUGAGUUUCAAACUGAGCAUAAUAUUAAAAAUCAGAUUGAAAACUAUGAUGAAAGUAUUCAUGACGACUUAUUGAUGAUGAUACCCCGUUAA
Messenger RNA from Trichoplax adhaerens, 1383 nucleotides. RefSeq lists its product as uncharacterized. Bases 1 to 1383 code for a protein of 460 amino acids. Lineage: Eukaryota; Metazoa; Placozoa; Uniplacotomia; Trichoplacea; Trichoplacidae. Gene Ontology annotation, molecular function: transmembrane transporter activity. The transcript has 11 exons. Gene Ontology annotation, cellular component: membrane. Gene Ontology annotation, biological process: transmembrane transport. The record is from RefSeq and is a predicted model, not a curated record.